AUGCCCCUGUUCAACAGUCGUAAAGAAACAUCUAGCGCUGCACCACUCACUCGCCAGCCGAUCGACCUACAGCGAUUAUUAGCGGUGUACGAUGAUUAUCCCAAUGUCACCCGUGAAUUAGACGACACCACUAACCGACUGGAAGAGGCCGAAGAGGCCGCUCGACUAGCUUAUACCAAGCGAGAUGAUGCGGAAAAGGAUCUACAGGAUGAACGGAAAGGGCGUAAAGCCGAUAACGAGCGGGCAGCAAGUGAAAAAGAAAAGGCAGCAAGGGAAGCUAAGAAGGAAAAAGCAGACGCCGAGAAAGCUAGAGAGGAGAAAGUAAGAAACGAGUUAAAUCCCAAGAUCAAAGACCUCGAGACGAAGCUUAAGAACGUCACGGAGGAUAAGAAUCGAUUAGAUAAAGAGUUGAACGAGAAGAAGAGGCAGAUGGAGAACUGGAUAACGAGUUUGGAGAAAUUGAGUAUAGAGAGGAAGAGCGGGUAUGAAAAGGAACGAAAAGCUGUUGAAGAGCGUUGGGCCAGCGAGGAGAAGACUAGGAAGCUGGACGAGGAUAUACUGGAGGGACUGAAGAAGGCUCUGAAACCGGCGGAUACGGCUAGUAUCAGCGAGGGUAAGAAGGUGGACGGGAUAUGA
This is a messenger RNA of Kwoniella botswanensis, 636 nucleotides long. RefSeq lists its product as uncharacterized. The record is from RefSeq and is a predicted model, not a curated record. Lineage: Eukaryota; Fungi; Basidiomycota; Tremellomycetes; Tremellales; Cryptococcaceae. The transcript has a single exon. The coding region runs from base 1 to 636 and encodes 211 amino acids.